Cynocephalus volans (Philippine flying lemur) is the source of this 2142-nucleotide messenger RNA. RefSeq names its product ubiquitin specific peptidase 44 (gene USP44). Gene Ontology annotation, cellular component: cytoplasm. The transcript has 5 exons. Bases 1 to 2142 code for a protein of 713 amino acids. Gene Ontology annotation, molecular function: cysteine-type deubiquitinase activity; zinc ion binding. Lineage: Eukaryota; Metazoa; Chordata; Mammalia; Dermoptera; Cynocephalidae. The record is from RefSeq and is a predicted model, not a curated record. Gene Ontology annotation, biological process: protein deubiquitination.
AUGUUAACAAUGGAUAAGUGCAAACACAUUGGGCAGUUGAGGCUUGCUCAAGAACAUUCCAUCCUCGACCCUCAGAAAUGGCACUGUGUGGACUGCAAUACGACUGAGUCUAUUUGGGCUUGCCUUAGCUGUUCCCAUGUUGCCUGUGGAAGAUAUAUUGAAGAGCAUGCACUCAAGCACUUUCAAGAAAGCAGCCAUCCUGUUGCAUUGGAGGUGAAUGAGAUGUAUGUUUUCUGUUACCUUUGUGAUGAUUAUGUUCUUAAUGAUAAUGCAGCUGGAGACCUGAAGUUACUACGAAAUAUGUUAAGUGCAAUCAAAAGUCAAAAUUAUCACUGCAGUACUCGUAGUGGAAUGGUUUUACGGUCUAUGGAUACAAGUGAUGAUUCUUAUUUCUUACGUGAUUGUGCCCAAUCUCUGCUUCAAAAUGAAGAUCAAAUGUAUACUGCUCUUUGGCACAGGAGAAGGAUGCUAAUGGGUAAAAUCUUUCGAACUUGGUUGGAACAAUCGCCCAUUGGAAGAAAAAGACAAGAAGAACAAUUUCAGGAAAAAAUAAUAGCAAAAAGAGAAGUGAAGAAAAGACGGCAAGAAUUAGAGUAUCAAGUAAGAGCAGAAUUGGAAAGUAUGUCUCCAAGAAAGAGUUUACGUUUGCAAGGUCUAGGUCAGUCCCCUGCAACAGAAAUAGUUCCUGUUCAAGUACCACCACAAACUGCAGCAUCACCGGCAAAAGAUAAAGUAGUAUCUACCUCAGAAGAUGUAAAAUUUAAAAAAGUCAGUGACUCCUCAGUUAAACGAAGGACAGUAAUAACUCCUGGUGUAACAGGAUUGAGAAAUUUGGGAAAUACUUGCUAUAUGAAUUCUGUUCUUCAAGUGUUGAGUCAUUUACUUAUUUUUCGACAAUGUUUUUUAAAGCUUGAUUUGAACCAAUGGCUGGCUGUGACUGCUAGUGAUAAGACAAGAUCUUCUCAUAAGCAUCCACCAGUCAUGAAUACAGUAGUACAUCAAAUGAAUGAAUGCCAAGAAAAAGAUAUAGGCUUUGUUCGCUCCAGACAUCUAAAUUUAUCAUCAGGACUAAGUGGUGGAGCAUCAAAAAGUAGAAAGAUGGAGCUUAUUCAGCCAAGGGAGCCAAGUUCACAAUACAUUUCUCUUUGUCAUGAAUUGCAUACUUUGUUCCAAAUCAUGUGGUCUGGAAAGUGGGCCUUGGUGUCGCCAUUUGCCAUGCUGCACUCAGUGUGGAGACUGAUUCCUGCUUUUCGUGGUUAUGCCCAACAAGAUGCUCAGGAAUUUCUUUGUGAACUUUUGGAUAAAGUACAGCAUGAACUAGAGACAACUGGUACCAGCUUACAGGCUCUUAUCCCUACUUCUCAAAGGAAACUUAUCAAACAAGUUCUAAAUGUUGUAAAUAACAUUUUUCUUGGACAACUUCUUAGUCAGGUUACCUGUCUUGCAUGUGAUAACAAAUCAAAUACCAUAGAACCUUUCUGGGACCUGUCACUGGAAUUUCCAGAAAGAUAUCAAUGCAGUGGAAAAGAUAUUGCUUCCCAGCCAUGUCUGGUUACUGAAAUGUUGGCCAAAUUUACAGAAACUGAAGCUUUAGAAGGAAAAAUCUACUUAUGUGAGCAGUGUAACUCAAAGCGUAGAAAGUUUUCCUCAAAACCAGUUGUACUCACAGAAGCCCAAAAACAGCUUAUGAUAUGCCACCUACCUCAGGUUCUCAGACUACACCUCAAACGAUUCAGGUGGUCAGGACGUAAUAACCGAGAGAAGAUUGGUAUUCAUGUUGGCUUUGAGGAAAUCUUAAACAUGGAGCCCUAUUGCUGCAGAGAGACCCUGAAAUCCCUCAGACCAGAAUGCUUUAUCUAUGACUUAUCUGCUGUAGUAAUGCACCAUGGGAAAGGAUUUGGCUCAGGACACUACACUGCCUACUGCUAUAACUCUGAAGGAGGGUUCUGGGUACACUGCAAUGAUUCCAAGCUAAGCAUGUGCACUAUGGAUGAAGUAUGCAAGGCCCAAGCUUAUAUCUUGUUUUAUACUCAGCGAGUUACUGAGAAUGGACAUUCUAAACUUUUGCCUCCAGAGCUCCUGUCUGGUAGCCAGCAUCCCAGUGAAGAAAUUGAUACCUCUUCUAAUGAAAUCCUUAGCUGA